Messenger RNA from Pantherophis guttatus, 3320 nucleotides. It is a transcript of the gene LRFN5, whose product is annotated as leucine rich repeat and fibronectin type III domain containing 5. Gene Ontology annotation, biological process: regulation of presynapse assembly; synaptic membrane adhesion. Gene Ontology annotation, cellular component: glutamatergic synapse; cell surface; GABA-ergic synapse. NCBI's taxonomy places the organism in Eukaryota, Metazoa, Chordata, Lepidosauria, Squamata, Colubridae. Gene Ontology annotation, molecular function: protein binding. The record is from RefSeq and is a predicted model, not a curated record.
CGGGCGGGCGGGCGGGCACCGUGUUCGUGUGUGAGCGCGGCGGGAUUGGAUGCAACCGGGCGAGCGGAGAAAGCACCGACGGGUGUGGGGCAAGGUCACGCCCGGCCAGAUUCACUUCCCGCCGCCGCCGCCCCCGAAGCUUUCCAUGGGGCCGGCGACGCGGUUUGAGCGCUCGAACCGAGCCGGCCGCUUCGGGCCCGACCCGAACAUUGCUGACCGGCGCCUCUUACCUCUAGGAUGCGGCGGUUGCUGCUGCUAAGCGAAGCACUGGAGCAGGGACGUGGAAGGCGGCCGUGGGAGAAGGAGCUCCCCGGGCGGUCGGAUUCCCCGGGAGGCAGCAGGAUCCUGACCCUGUUCUACAAUGGAAAAACUGCUUCUAUAUCUGUUCUUCAUUGGCUUAGUGCUGAAGGCCGAGACUUGUCCCAAGCGCUGCGUAUGCCAGAUCUGGUCUCCCAAUCUUGCUACACUUUGUGCAAAGAAAGGGCUAUUGUUUGUCCCACCUGACAUUGAUAGGAAGACAGUAGAAUUGCGACUGGCAGACAACUUUGUUACAAGUAUCAAGCGGAAAGAUUUCGCCAACAUGACCAGCCUGGUGGACCUGACGCUGUCUAGGAAUACAAUUAGUUUCAUCACCCCUCAUGCAUUUGCUGACCUGCGCAACCUGAGGGCUUUGCACUUGAACAGUAACCGAUUGACUAAAAUCACCCAUGAUAUGCUAAGUGGGCUUUCCAAUCUGCAUCAUUUGAUAUUGAACAAUAACCAGCUGACUAUGAUCUCUUCCACCGCUUUUGACGAUGUCUUGGCUCUUGAGGAGCUGGAUUUGUCCUACAACAACCUGGAGACCAUUCCCUGGGAUGCUGUUGAGAAGAUGGUCAGCUUGCACACCCUCAGUUUGGACCACAACAUGAUCAUCAACAUUCCCAAGGGGACCUUCUCCCACCUCCACAAGAUGACCCGGCUGGACGUCACAUCCAACAAACUGCAUAAACUGCCACCUGACCCUCUCUUCCAGCGAGCUCAGGUUUUAGCCACCUCAGGAAUCAUCAGCCCAUCCACAUUUGCACUGAGCUUUGGAGGGAACCCUCUUCAUUGCAAUUGUGAACUCUUGUGGCUGAGACGCCUUUCCAGGGAGGAUGACCUGGAGACGUGUGCUUCACCUUCUGUUCUGUCUGGCCGCUAUUUCUGGUCAGUCCCCGAGGAGGAGUUCCUGUGUGAACCCCCCCUCAUUACUAGGCACACGCAUGAGCUCAGAGUGCUAGAGGGCCAAAGAGCCAUCCUGAGAUGUAAAGCCCGUGGUGAUCCAGAACCUGCUAUACAUUGGAUUUCCCCAGAAGGCAAGCUGAUUUCUAAUGCAACCAGGUCUCUGGUGUACGACAACGGAACUCUUGACAUUCAUAUUACAACCAUGAAGGAUACGGGGUCUUUCACCUGUAUUGCUUCCAACCCAGCGGGGGAAGACACCCAGUCUGUAGAUCUUCACAUAAUCAAACUGCCUCACAUAGUAAACAGCACAAACCACAUCCAUGAGCCAGAUCCUGGCUCCUCGGAUAUAUCAACUUCGACCAAAUCUGGCUCAAAUGCAAGCAGUAGCAACGGGGAAACAAAAGUUAGCCAGGACAAGAAGGUGGUGAUAGCAGAAGCCACAUCAUCCACUGCCCUGCUUAAAUUUAAUUUCCAAAGGAAUAUACCCGGGAUACGUAUGUUCCAAAUUCAGUAUAAUGGAACAUAUGAUGAUUCGCUUGUUUACAGAAUGAUACCUCCCAUGAGCAAGACCUUCCUGGUCAACAACUUGGCCGCGGGGACGAUGUACGACUUGUGUGUCUUAGCAAUCUAUGACGAUGGCAUCACCUCCUUGACAGCCACUCGGGUGGUGGGAUGCACCCAGUUCACGACGGAGCAGGACUACGUGCGCUGCCAUUUCAUGCAGUCCCAGUUCCUGGGAGGGACCAUGAUCAUCAUCAUCGGAGGGAUUAUCGUGGCUUCCGUCCUGGUCUUCAUCAUCAUCCUCAUGAUUCGCUAUAAGGUGUGUAACAACGGCGGGCACCCCAAGGUGACCAAGGUCAGCAACGUUUACUCCCAGACCAACGGGGCUCAGGCCCAGGGGUGCAGUGGAGCCGUCAUGUCCCAGUCUGGGUCCAAGCAGGCCGUGGGGCGUGAGGAGAGCCUGCAGUGCUGCAAAGUCAGCAACGACAAUGUGGCGCAGUCGUCGGAAGCCUGCUGCAGCCAGGACUCCUCCACUGCUACCUCCUCUUUGCCUCCCAUGUGGACUCCUGGCCCUCCCACUUCCCAAAAGCUGAAGCGUAAGCCCAUGCCAAAGCCCAGCAGUGAUCCUCCACCGCCGAGCGAAGGCGCCGUUACCAGCCUAGAAUCCCAGAACACUAAUCGCAACAACUCAACUGCUCUGCAGUUGUCUAGCCAAACCCCAGACUAUGCCAAAGGGGGAUCCCAGUACAAAAGAGCACAAGCCAAGUCAAGUAAGUUCCUCACUUUGCCAGCUGACCCAUCCCGGGCAAAACGCAGGUACUCCCUGAACGGAGAAUUAAUGGAAUACCAUUGUUAUAUUAACUCCUCAAAUGCAGGUGGAUUUUGGUCUAAGCGGAGCUUGUCUAUGAAUGGGAUGCUCAUGCAGACAGACUGUUCCAAUGUGGAUAGUGGCAAAGCAACUUUCUCAAGCUCUGAGUGGAUAUUGGAAAGCACUGUGUGAUCAGCUGUGAUGUGUGGUUUUUUUGUUUUCUAAAUUAAAAAAAAAAAGUACGGAGUACCCCCACCUACCCCCCAUCCUCCAAACAUUGUUGGGAAGCGUCUAUCCAUUCGAGCAGUUUGCAUUUUUCCACCCUUAUUGUUCUUGGGCAGAGUUGGGCUCAAUCCACCAGGCAACUUCCACUUGUUCCCAUUUGGGGUUUCUUUGUUUUUAGUAUAACAACCGAAGGCAAAUGUCACGUUCAAAGAGCUCAUUUAAAAAAAAAAAAAGUGAUCAAGGAAAAAGCACGAAAUGACACUAGUGCCUUCCUUUUUCCUUGGAUUGGCAUCUUGGUUCUCCAAUGGCAGAUCAAGAAUGAAAGCGCAUGGGCGGAAAAAAAGGCCUUGUGUGGAGGCCGUUGGGUCUUUCCUCUACACCAACCAUUUAAUGGAUCAAACAUGAUACAAAAAAAGAAUAUUUUUUAAAGCAAUCCUGAGUGUCUUUUUCUUCCCUCUCUCCUCCCCCGUCCCCUCCCCCACGUGGUAAUGGUGUUGCCUUCAUUUUCAGGCAAAUGCUGUAAAAUCUCAACAACUCUAUGUUGUUAUAUUGUGUAAAAUAAAAUAUUCCAUAACUACACUCA